GUAAUCUUAAAAAGUUUUUCUUUGUAAAAUAAAUUGAAUUCAUUAUCAAAUCAGUAUUUUGAAAUUUAUCAAGGAUAUAUUCACAGAUACCAUAAUGAAAGAGAAAACUACCAUGAAUAUAACUCAAGAUGAUCAAAUCAAUAAAGUAACCAAUAUGAGUAGUAGUUGUCUGAAUUGUAUCAGAAGUCGUACAACAAUAUUGAUUAUUGUAUUUAUUGCAUUACUUCUAGAUAAUGUAUUAUUAACUACUAUUGUUCCAAUUAUACCUAAAUUAUUAUUAAAUGAAGAGCUAAUAGGAACUAAUUGUACCCAUGGGCAUUGUUCCCAUUCAACUAUUCAUACCAUUGAUAAUUAUAAUCCACAUAUUAAAAUUGGUAUACUAUUUACUGUUAAACCACUUGUACAGUUCUUAGUGAAUCCAUUUGUUGGUCCAAUUACUAACAGAAUUGGUUAUAGUAUUCCAAUGUUUACUGGAUUCAUACUCUUGUUUAUAUCAAUAAUUAUUUUUGCUUUUGAAACAAAUUUCUACAUUUUAUUGAUUGCCAGAGCUAUUCAAGGUGUUGGAUCAGCAUGUUCAUCUGUAUCCGGAAUGGGAAUGUUAGCCACUUAUUAUAUUGACGAAACAGAACGAGGUCGUGCAUUUGCUAUUGCUUUAAGUGGACUUGCUAUAGGGUUAUUAAUUGGUGCCCCCUAUGGAGGAAUUACAUAUCAGUUUAUAAGUAAACAAGCACCAUUUCUCAUUCUGGCUAGUAUAACUGUUGUUGAUGGAAUUCUACAACUGUUAGUCUUGAAACCAAAGAUUCAACGUGAAAGUCAAGAAGGUUCAAAAUUAACUGAAUUGUUAAAAGAUCCAUAUAUUCUAGUAGCAGCUGGUUCAAUUACAUUUGGUAAUCUUGGUAUGUCUGUAUUAGAACCAACUUUACCAUUAUGGAUGAAAACUAGAAUGAAUUCUACAGAAUGGCAACAAGUUGGUACAAAUAUAUUUGGACCAAUUGCACAUAGAAUUGGUAGUGGAUAUAGUGCAGGUUUAGGUUUAUUAAUUACUACUGGAUGUUUAAUAGCAGUACCAUUUACAAAACGAAUGGAACAUUUAAUAGCACCUAUGUUCGGUUUGGGAUUUGCUGUUGGCAUGGUUGAUUCAUCAAUGAUGCCAAUCAUGGGUUAUUUAGUAGACUUAAGACAUGUUGCAGUCUAUGGAAGUGUUUAUGCUAUUGCAGAUGUGGCAUUUUGUCUUUCAUUUGUAAUUGGACCAAUUGUUGGUGCUGUACUGGUCAAAUUCUUAGGUUUUAAUUGGAUGAUUUGGAUUACUGCAAUCAUUUGUUUUCUAUAUGCUCCUUUAACUUUAUUUCUCAGGAAUCCAUCAGAAAAAGAGACAAGUAAUUUAGAGGUAAUAUAAGUCGUUUAAUAGUAUUCUACUCUAUAAGUUACUACUAGGGAAUAUGUAGAGGUUUAUGUAGAAUUGUAUAAAAUAUGGAUUGAAUUUAUGAUCAAUCUACUUUGUAUUAUGAUGGAAUCUACUCACCAGAUAAGUUGUAUACAGUUAAACGUUAGAUGGGAAUUGCUACAAUUGACAGUCCAAGACAAGUGAAAUGUACAAGUACUUGUGAGACUAGAAAGAAGGCUGUAGAAUGUAAUCUACCACUAGCUUGAGUUACGGAAUACACAAUAGAUCCAAAUGGAAGACUGAAGAAUAUGUGUAUACUACCUGGUUGGGAUCCAUGAGACGAUAGCAACCGAUGAUUAGAAACCUUGAAUGACAUGACUCAAAAUCGUUUGCGGUGGUGCAGGUGAACCCACUCUUUGUGUUUUCCCAAAUUAUAAUCUUCUGAAUUCUUCAUGUCCCUUUCUUUUUUCUCUUUCCAAAUUUAUUUCACUG
Molecule: messenger RNA, 1876 nt
Organism: Schistosoma mattheei
Lineage: Eukaryota; Metazoa; Platyhelminthes; Trematoda; Strigeidida; Schistosomatidae
Source: the annotation of a GenBank genome assembly